Populus nigra (black poplar) is the source of this 2287-nucleotide messenger RNA. Its product is annotated as protein ALP1-like. NCBI's taxonomy places the organism in Eukaryota, Viridiplantae, Streptophyta, Magnoliopsida, Malpighiales, Salicaceae. The record is from RefSeq and is a predicted model, not a curated record. Bases 1 to 1068 code for a protein of 355 amino acids. The transcript has 4 exons.
AUGGGAGCAGGGGAAUUGGGGGACUGGACCGAGAGGAGAGGGAAUUGGGGAGCAGGGGAAUUGGAGGAGAUUUGUGAAUGGAAGCAGGGGAAUUGGGGGACUGGACCGAGAGGAGAGGGAAUUGGGGAGCAGGGGAAUUGGGUUUUGAUUUGUGAAUGGGAGCAGGGGAAUUGGGGGACUGGACCGAGAGGAGAGGGAAUUGGGGAGCAGGGGAAUUGGGUUUUGAUUUGUGAAUGGGAGCAUGGGAAUUGGGGGACUGGACCGAGAGGUGAGGGAAUUGGGGAGCAGGGGAAUUGGAGGAGAUUUGUGAAUGGGAACAGUGAAAUUGUUGGGAGAUUUGUGCAAACAAACUUCAAAUUGUUGAAUGCUAAUGGGAAAUUAUACAAAUCGGAUUGUGUGGGAGCAAUUGAUGGUACCCAUGUUCCUGCAAAUGUUCCUGUUGAGAUUCAAGGAAAGUUUCGAGGUCGAAAAGAAGGGACAACACAAAAUGUUUUAGCAGCUAUAACUUUUGAUUUGAAGUUUAUAUAUGUUUUAGCUGGCUGGGAAGGAAGUGCACAUGAUUCACGGGUUUUAGGUGAUGCAUUAUCAAGACCUAGUGGUCUAAAAAUUCCAGAAGGGAAAUAUUAUCUUGGUGAUGCUGGUUACGGUAUUCGAAAAGGAAUCAUUUCUCCUUUUCGUGGAGUUCGAUAUCACUUGAACGAGUUUACAGAACAUUCACCAGAAAAUGAAAAGGAACUAUUUAAUCUUCGACACUCUUCUUUGAGAACCGCUAUUGAGCGAGGGUUUGGUAUUUUGAAGAGUCGUUUUAGAUCAAUUGAUGGAAAAUCUUUUUGGUCUUAUGAAACACAAGUAGAUGUUGUGCUUGCAAGUUGUAUUAUUCAUAAUCACAUAAUGGGGGUUGAUCCUUAUGACUUUCUUAUGGAAGAAAUAUGUUCGGAAAGUGAACCAAUUAGACGAACAAUCAACUUAAGUCAACGGGAGGAGAGGGAAGAGAAUAGGGAGUGGAUAACAAAAAGAGAAAUGAUUGCAUCAACCAUGUGGAAUGAUUAUAACACUCAAAGAAACUAGUAAUUGAGUGUUAGUUAUAUGUGUUUGUUUUUAUUAUGUCUUGUUUGAGUUUGUAUUAUAUUUGUUAUGUAUUUGGAGUAGAUGUUGACUUUAUUAUAAUUUAUCUUUUAAUUAUUAAUGGUAGUUGUUAUAUGAAAUUUAUUAAAUCUAAAUAUUGUAUGAUGUUAUUUUGUAUAAAUUUGUAAUUUCUUUUUUGUAGAAAUGAGUUCCACGCAAAAUGUAAAAUGCAAGGGCAAGCACUUCACAUGGUCUAAGCCUAUGUCUCACAUGUUACUUGAGAUAUUAGCUGAGGAGGCACUUAAAGGAAGCAAACCUUCUUCCACCUUUAAAGCAGAAUCUUUUGUUAAGGUGGCUACAGAAAUCAGUCAAAAGUUCAAUGUGCAAUGCGAGCCUAAACAUGUGGACAAUCAUCUCAAGACCGUGAAAAAAGAAUGGGGAAUAAUAACCAAACUUAAAAAUAAAAGUGGCUUUGGCUGGGAUGAUUAUUUGAAGAUGAUUACUGUUUCGAAAGAUGUAUAUGAUGAAGAAGUAAAGGCACAUCCCAAUCAUGACAAGUAUCUCAACAAAAAACUCGAUAUGUACGAGGCAAUGGCAAUUGUUGUUGGAAAAGACAUGGCAACCGGGAAUUAUGCCAAAUCAUAUGCUGAUGUCAACUUGGAAGAGAACACUGAAGAGCAAUCAAUUUCAAUUGAAAAUGAAGGGGAAUAUGAAGAAACUUCUAAGGAAAAAGAGACAUCUUCCUCUAGUACGCAAAAGAGGCAACAUAGGAAGAGAAAUCGCAUGUAUGAAGAUGAUGGUGUUGAAAAGUUGUCUAAACAGAUUGGAGAUGUAGCACUUGCAAUUCAAAGCCUCAGCAAAAAUCAACUUGAUGUUAAUGCGUUGUAUGCGGAAGUGAUGAAAAUUGAAGGCUUUGAUGAGAUCACUCUUGGGGAGGCAUUUGAUCAUUUGGUCCAAAAUGAAAUGUUGGCAAAAGCAUUUAUGGCAAAAAAUGCUAAUUUGAGGAAAAUUUGGGUUCAGAAUUUUAUGAACCAACACUACUACAGGCCUGCUUGCUAAGAUGGUUUGACUAUGUUUAAAAUUUGGGUUCAGACCAUGUUUGUUAUUUGACAAGUAUGUUUACUUGUUUAAUUCGGUCUAUCAUAUUUAUGCUUGUAAUUUGAACUAAUAUGUAUGUAUGUAUAUGACAUCGAAACUUAAUAUUUAUGCAUGAUUUUGUUUG